Messenger RNA from Sinocyclocheilus rhinocerous, 1644 nucleotides. RefSeq names its product ubiquitin-conjugating enzyme E2 D2-like. The transcript has 7 exons. The record is from RefSeq and is a predicted model, not a curated record. Bases 373 to 816 code for a protein of 147 amino acids. NCBI's taxonomy places the organism in Eukaryota, Metazoa, Chordata, Actinopteri, Cypriniformes, Cyprinidae.
UCCGUAAACUGAUGCUGUGCAUAGACGUCAGGACAGAUAGAGGGAGUGAGAAAGAGGACAUUUUGUAAAGAGAGAGAGAGAGAGAGAGAGAGAGAUCAGAGGAGGAGACACACAAAUACCUAUACAAGUGUCCAGUGUUGAAACGCAGGCCUUCUCGUUCAUACUCAAUAUAACUUUCAUUCUCGUCAGGGUUAUUAUCUGUCGGACAGCUGGGAUUGUGUUGGUCCAUUAUAACGGCUUGUUUUGUUCGUUUCCUUUUCUGUCUCGUCGGAUUUCUGGUGGAUUUUCAGUGUCUGGCUAGCGAGCACAGCUAACCGCAGCUAGCCGGUUCAAUCUGUUUCCUCGGCCUCAGGAGCACAUUACACACACAAAAUGGCAUUAAAACGAAUUCACAAGGAACUGACUGAUCUGGGCCGGGACCCUCCAGCGCAGUGCUCAGCAGGACCGGUUGGAGAUGACUUGUUUCACUGGCAAGCAACAAUUAUGGGACCUAAUGACAGUCCAUAUCAAGGGGGUGUGUUUUUCUUGACCAUUCAUUUUCCUACAGACUACCCUUUCAAACCACCUAAGGUUGCAUUCACCACAAGAAUUUAUCACCCAAAUAUUAACAGUAAUGGCAGCAUCUGUUUGGAUAUUCUAAGGUCGCAGUGGUCUCCUGCGUUAACUAUCUCUAAAGUUCUAUUGUCCAUCUGCUCACUGUUAUGUGAUCCAAACCCAGAUGAUCCAUUAGUGCCAGAGAUAGCACGUAUCUAUAAAACAGACAAUGAAAAGUACAACAGAAUAGCUCGGGAAUGGACUCAAAAGUACGCCAUGUGAUACCUGAAGAACAUCAGACAUGCAGUAUAGCUGGAAAAAAAAAAAAAAAAUUUUUCUUCCCCUCAAUGAAUUGACAGCUCCCCGUGUAUUCAGACCAUAGCAGUUCUGCUUGGUUAUUUUGACCCCCUUCAACCUUCAUUCACAUGCUGUAAAAAAGACCACAACAUUGCAAAGAUCACCAACUUUAUGUUCAGAAAAAUGCUCGUGUCAAAGAAGCAUGCUUUAACUACGAGCGCAGCCAUUUUUUUAUUGAGAUAAGAAAAAGAAAAAAAACAACUAAGGUGAAACCAUCGAAUGCUUCUGACUCAUGCCACUGGCUAGAGGUGCUAUUUAAGAAAAAGAAACAACGAUUCUGAAGGUGCCAGCGUACCACGAGAUGUCGAUCUGUUGCUCGGUUGGCCUUCAUGUUUUUAUAUGCUUUUCCAAUAGCAAUGAGAACUAUGGUCUGUGAAAUAUAUUAUUGCUUAUAACUGACUGUUUCUUACCAAAUCAGUCACGUCAUUGUAUCAGCAGUUACGAAAAAUAUAUAUUUUGCAUGUUAAUGGAACAAUUAAGGUAAUUGGUCUGUGGUCUGCCAAAAAUGAAUAUCUGCAGACAAAGUUAAGCGAAUACAUGUCCACUGUUAGAGUCUGAGAACUUUUGUUACUCAUUUUCUCUCCUCUUUUUGAUGUUUUUAGAAUGGGGAGCUAUUAGUUCGUCUAUCCUCCUAAACACUGUUCUCUCAUUGCACUGAAUAUAUGUGAUUGGAAGCUCUCAAUGGAUGACCGAUCAACUAAUAGCUCUACUAGCUGUUCAUUUUGUUUGCUCAAUAAAGUUGCUAAACUAUCA